AUGGCAAGGCGCCGCGCCAAAAAGCGCACGGCCGAAGAAAGGGCCCUUGACGACCUAGCAGAGCCUCACUCCGCGCUGUGGACCUGUUUGAUUGAGCUCUGGGCCUGGGGCAGCUUGUCCAGUCCGAUUGUUCAGAAGCUAGCGUCGGCGGCCCGUCAAAGCGGGUGCCGCGCCAGCGAUAUCUCGACUCUUGCGAACCUCGGCCACGGCGGCGCGCAAGAAGGAAACGUGCACAGGGAUCUCCUGCGCGCGUACGCUGCCCGCUGCGUCACUCCAGAGCUCCGGCGGGUCCCGUGCGUCACACGAGUGAAAAGCGCGGAAGGCGAGCGCACGGAGAGCACGUCGCAGGCUAUACUGCCAGCCUCUGAGUGGAUCCGCAGCCUCUGCGGGCACGGGUUGGACGCAGCCCUUCUGGGCUCCGAGGCAGACCGAGUGCGCUUCUGGGAGCGCCAGCUGAGCUCCCCUCGAGCCGUUGGCGUGGGGUACUACCACGUCCGAAGCUUUUGCCCCGCGCAGACAGUGCCUCUGCUUCUCUUUGCGGACGGGGCUAGCCACGCAGAGCAUGACGGCACUGUGGCCGUCUGCUUCCGCAGCCUGCUUGCCCACCAGUGCGACAUAGCAGAGAGCAUGUUUCUCUUAGCUGCCCUGCCCAAGUCGGCAGCCGUUAAAAGGGAAUCCUGGAGGCAACUAUGGUCCGCCCUGGUGGCGGACUUCAAUGAUCUGGCUCACGGCCGCGCAGCCGACGGGUCCGCGUUGCCUCUGAGGGCCGUGGUGUGGGUCGUCUCGGGCGACUAUGAGCACAUGGCAAACGAAUAUGGGCUGCCGCACUGGGCUAGCUUCCGCUGCUUUUGGUGCUGCAAGCAGAAAGCUGACUUCUUCGACUUCGGCGACAUUGCGCGCCAGACCUACGCUGUCGAGGACUUACUCGACCAGGCAGCCCUCGAACACCCACUCACCGCUUUGACAAAUUUUUCUCCUUGUAUGUUUGCCAUCGACACCUUGCACUGCCUGGAUCUGGGCGUUGCCGCGCAUGUGUACGGCAACGUGUUCUAUGAGCUCACGCGGGAUUGGCCGGAAACCAAGAUCGGCAGCAUCCAGCGACUCAAUCGCGAACUGCGGGCGCAUUGCGCAGCUCUCGCGGUGCAGCCGCCGCCCCUACUACGACACGAGCACUUCUCGCCCGGCGCUGGCGGGUACCCGAUUCUGCGACACAUCAAGGGAUCAGUCGUGAGGCGCCUGGCGCCUGCAGUCGCGGCCCUGGCAGCCACGUAUGGCUGUGGGUCCACCCACCGCAAGAGGCGCGCGCGCGUGACAUCGCUGCUCGCAAGCCUCUACGAGGCUGCAAGCUGCCGAGAUCUGGUGAUGCCAGCGAACAAGCAUGAAGACUUUGUCAAUGCGCUUUCGGAGUUCCUAGACCAGUACCGAUGUCUGAGAGCUGCGUGUCGUGAUGAUGGCUGGCACAUCGUCUUUAAGUUCCACAUGCUUCGGCACUUGGAUGAGCAGUCCAAACACUUGAGCCCCAGGUAUGUGUGGACGUACCCUGGGGAGACGUUCAUGUCUCUUGUGUGUCAGCUAGCCGGAUCCUGCUCGCGGGGCACCCCUGGCCGACUGCUUGGCGUCAAAGUGCUAGAGAAAUACCGGGUUGCUCAGCACCUCAUGCUCUCAGGUCAGAUACCUGUGCGCUCUCGUAUGGUCAGCGACGAGCUCGGCGAGUAG
Effrenium voratum is the source of this 1716-nucleotide messenger RNA. Lineage: Eukaryota; Dinophyceae; Suessiales; Symbiodiniaceae. The record is from the annotation of a GenBank genome assembly.